UUCUUGUGUCAGUUUGGUUUAUUGUUUGUUAUUGAUGUAUUAUUUUGUUUGAGAAUGGAAGAUUUGUUUAUAUGAUAAUUUGAAUCGGCUUCAAAAAUUAAUAAUUAAAAUAAUCCACUCGAUGUUAACAUGAAGAUAACAAUAUUUCUAGACAGAAGACAGGUCUUUUAUAAUAGUUUCGAGGAAUGCAAACUUUAUGUUGAAAUUUCCUAACCUAAAUAAAUAAUGUUUAAAGAUAAAUCGAAUAACAUCUUUUUGUUGUUGUAUUUUCAUGAAAAAGUGAUGAAUUGAGAAACAAAUAUUUAUGUAUAGCAGAGAAUUUGACUAAAUCUUCGUUGACAAAUAAUGGAGUUUCCCAAAGACAAUGAAGUUAUUCCUGGUAGUAGUUUCCAAAAUGAAGAGGGUGUCAGAAGCUGUAGGUUUAAAAAAAGACAAAGUGAUCCAACUUGUUGUCCAGUUUGUAGUGUAACUAUAAGAGAAUCUGAAAUAAAUUUGCAUUUAAAUUCAGAAAUUGAUAAACUUAAUAAACUUCACAAUACAAAAUCCAGAAUUAAUACUAAAAAUAUACCAAGUUCAUCAAAUGGGCCAUCAAAAAGUUCUGACAAAAGCUGGGAAACUUUUCAAAAAGUUCGUUCAAACAGACAAAGUAGGCACAGAACAAGAACUAGGAAAAGAAAGCCUGAAGAAAUAUGCCCAGUGUGCAAUAAAGAGGUGAAUGAAGAUUUAACUUUACAUGUUGACUUGUGUCUUAGAAGAUCUGAAACUAAUGGAAGUGAAAGUGAUGAAAAUAUUGAUGUUGAAGCUUUUGAAGAAUAUGAGUGGGCAGGACAGUCUCGUAUUCGUGCAACAAGUUUGUUAGAAGGGGGUAUUUCUAACUUGGGAACUUCAGUGACUAUGGCAGAUGAGGAUGAAGAUUUAAAUGUUGAUGUGGAUGACGUUCCAAUGUAUGGCUCACCACAAUAUUCUGAAAAUGAUGUGAUAUUUCCUUGUGAAACUCCUGAAAAUGUAGCACUUCGUAAAGCUGUAACGGGCAUUGAACCAAAAAAAUGUUCACCAAAUAGAACUGACAUUGAAGUUGCUGAAACCAACGGAGAUCCUAUUUUAGAAGUAUUAAAAAAUAGAAUUAAGGAACUAGAGAGCAAGGAUUCUAAUAAAGAAGGAGUGUUUAAGUGUUUGAUUUGUAUGGAGCAAUAUCGAACACCAGUUAUUUCUGUAUGCUGCUGGCAUGUUCAUUGUGAAGAAUGUUGGUUAAAAACUUUAGGAGUGAAAAAAUUAUGUCCCCAAUGUAAUAUGAUUACAUCUCCUUCUGAUUUAAGAAAAAUCUAUAUAUAAAUAUAUCCAUUUCUUCAGUUAUCUUAUCUUGAUUUAUAGUAAAGGUUUUGUUUGUUAUUUUUUACUAAAAAUAAAUAUUUUUUUACUGAACAA
This is a messenger RNA of Diorhabda carinulata, 1425 nucleotides long. Its product is annotated as E3 ubiquitin-protein ligase RNF220-like. The record is from RefSeq and is a predicted model, not a curated record. Gene Ontology annotation, biological process: protein ubiquitination. The transcript has a single exon. Gene Ontology annotation, molecular function: ubiquitin protein ligase activity; metal ion binding. The coding region runs from base 346 to 1332 and encodes 328 amino acids. Lineage: Eukaryota; Metazoa; Arthropoda; Insecta; Coleoptera; Chrysomelidae.